This is a messenger RNA of Lasiodiplodia theobromae, 1587 nucleotides long. RefSeq lists its product as uncharacterized. The transcript has a single exon. The record is from RefSeq and is a predicted model, not a curated record. Bases 1 to 1587 code for a protein of 528 amino acids. Lineage: Eukaryota; Fungi; Ascomycota; Dothideomycetes; Botryosphaeriales; Botryosphaeriaceae.
AUGGCCCAAACAGCAGCGCAGCUCCAGAUCAACACGGCCCUAACCCAGGCCCACUACGCCAUCCAGCUCCAGCUCGCCCAGCUGCAGGCCAUCUACGCCCAGCAAUUCGCCUACACCCCCGCCAUCACCUCCCCGCUCCUGCUCGAUUCGGAAACCACAGCCGAGGACCUAUACGACUGGCAGAACAGCGAAGAUGCGGCGGCCAUCAACAACAACAACGCUUACGGCUGCGUCGACCCGUCCUCGGUCAUGUACAACAACGACCCGUACAGCUCCUUCUCCUUCUCCGCCGACGGCUCCUUCUCCCAAAACGACACCAUCGACGAGGACGAAAGCCCCUACCCGCAGCCCAUCGCCUCGCCCAUCGAAACCGCCGCCAACAACGACCCCUGCCUCUCCCCUUUCCCGGAAUCCUGGGACCUCGCCACCGCCCUCAAGGUCGGCCGCAGCCCGCCGCCCGACGACCACAUGGGCUCCCCCAAGAUCGCAGAGGUCCUCGCCGCCUCGGGAACCCCCGGCCGCCCGCCCCGUCGCCGCCACGUGCGCCAGCUGUCAGCCCUGCAGAGCCCCCGCGGCAGCCGCAUCUUCCACAUCGACGACCUAGUCCCCGACCAGCAGGGCGGCCGCAAGGGCAGCCGCGCCAGCCUGAGCGGCGACUACCGCCCCGGUUCGUCCUACCGCCCCGGCUCCUCCUACGGUCGCCCCGGCUCCUCCUACGGCCGCCCUGGCUCUUCCUACGGCCGUCCCGGCUCCGCCUACGGCCGUCCUGGAUCGGGCUACGGUCGUCCUACGUCUUCGUACAACCGUCCGGGCUCGUCGAGGAUGAACGUGUCGACGACGACGGCCGACUUCGUCCAGAACUCGGAUGGCGGCGCCCGCGACAUGGGUUUCGGCGGGUGGCUCGAGAAGCCGCUGCGGGAGCAGGACGAGGAUGUGGCGCCGGAUGGCGGUGCUGCUGCUGCUGCUGCUCCUGCUGCGGUGCCGCCGUCGGCGGUGAUGGUGGUGGAUAGCGAGGCGGCGAACAAGGGCAAGGGCAAGGCUCGCCUCGACCCCACCAGCCCGACUUUUGUCCCCGGCGCCGGCUUCUUCGCGCUGCGGGCCCCUUCGGACACGCCUGCACCUGCGCCUGCUGCCAUGCCUGCGGCUGCUGAGCCUGCCGUGCCCAGGCCCGUGGCUAUCCUGAUCUCCGACGACGACCUCAUGGCCUCGCCGCCGCCCCCCGCGCUGGAUUCCAGCCUGUCGUCGUUCUCGUCGACCAACAGCGUCAACAGCCCCCCUCCUCCUGCCGCUGCCGCCAACGUCGCUGCAGCGAUCGAUGCAGCGGCGGACUCCGCGGAAAACAAGCGGCGCUACUCCGCUGCGGCGGGAUACUCGGCUGCGGCCGUCGAUCUGCUGCUUAACCGCUUCCGCGAGAAUGCGGCGAAUCCGAUUAAGAAGAGGAGGAGUUGGAGGAAGAAUUUGAAUGGUGGUGCUGGUGCGGGUGGUAAGGCGAUGGGGAAGAUGGUGGCGGUGGGGGAGGAGAGCGGGGAUGCGGGGCUGAUGGGUGGACCGGGCCCGGCUGUCGUGGGGCUCGGGGUGCAGGUGUGA